This is a messenger RNA of Nilaparvata lugens (brown planthopper), 3316 nucleotides long. RefSeq names its product catenin delta-2. Lineage: Eukaryota; Metazoa; Arthropoda; Insecta; Hemiptera; Delphacidae. Gene Ontology annotation, biological process: cell-cell adhesion; cell-cell junction assembly. Gene Ontology annotation, cellular component: nucleus; plasma membrane; cytoplasm. The record is from RefSeq and is a predicted model, not a curated record. Gene Ontology annotation, molecular function: cadherin binding.
AGUGGGAGUUGCUUUGGGAGUAGUAAUUUCUUCUGGAAUGGGAGUGGAAUAAGAUACUAAUUUUGAGCGAUCAUUCACAGUCUGGUACCGUAAUUUGUUGUACGAUCUCGAUUAUUUUUGGACAAAAAUUUGCAAGUGUUUGAAGUGGAAAGGUUUCUAAAUGAUAGACAAUUGUUGAGUUAUUAGUUGAUAUGUGUAGUGGAACUAUCUUUCUGUAGUGACGUAGGCGGCUAUGUAAUUAAACGAUUUUGAAUAUAUCUGAUCAUAUUAAAAGCAAUGUUUAUUUUGUUGGAAGUGUUUGAUUGAAGCUGAAAUUUCCAAAGAAUGGUUUACAACCUUCAACUUGAGGAAUGGAAUGGUACAGUAGCAUAUAGCUCAUGUCAUAUUAUUCGUUGUAAUUGAAUGAUAAUACCGCUAGAUUAGAUUUUGAAAUGGGUGUGGAAGUUUUGUUUUUGUAAUGUUUUAAAUUGGAACAGAUUGUAGUAUAAUUAUUCAGUCUAUCUGAGAUAAAAUUCUCUAGCAAACAAACAAGAGCAGUUCCAAUUUGAAUCUUCUAGGACACUCCUGUGGCCCAAUUUUGCUAGCCUAACCAUCCAAAAGUGUUUCAAACGGUAGCACAGCGUGUUGUAAACUGGUACGUUUUUAUGGUGUAUACAUUUUUCAUCAUACUAGCCUCGAAGUUUAUGAACAGUUUUAAUGCUUGAAAAUAUAAAUUGCUGCUAGAAUUGACAGUGCGCGAGUGAAUUUGUGAUUCUUUGAGUUCUGGAACUGGAACCAGCUAGUAAAUUGUUGCAAGCAAGAUGGAUUUGGAAACAAGUUAACGGCCUAAUUGAACUACUCUCUUCCUGGUUUUGGUUAUAAAUGAAGGUAAUCAUGUUGGAGGAAUCUGGAUGGUCUUAAAUGAAAGCUGCUCGCAAUGUCUAACAAUCAGCUGGUCGAUUCAUGUUUGAGGGUGCUACAAGAUAAACCUCAAGAUAUGCAUCAAUAUGCGGCACAACUGCAGCCUGAUAUGCAGGCACAACAGCAACAGGUGGCUGGGAACGUGGCAGCAAUGGACGCCUAUAAUGGUGGAGGCAACCAUUCGCCAAACUCUCAUAUCUCCGACAAUUCAUUAGCCACUGCCACCCUAGUCUCCCGCACACAGAAGCAACAGGUAACGACGGUAACAAAAGUAGUACGUGAAGUGCACCACAUGGGCCCCGAGUCCCAACCGCCAGUGGACUAUGUGCCCAUCGGGCUGCCUUACGCCCAUCCCCCGCACCCGCACCACCAUCACCACUUCGCUAACUACGAACACAUGCCCGGGCAGGAACCUACCUACGGACCACCACCCGAUCAAGCCCACCACUACCGCUCAAAUUAUCAUGAUUUCGAUCCUUAUAUUUAUCCAAAUCGAUCUUAUCCGUCCUACGGUCAGCUGCAGUCAGAGUAUAGUGAACAGCCUGCCACCCCUCCAAGCCCUAGCGAACAAAGUGAAUCACCAACGCCCCAUAAUGACUACUUGAGGAAAGCUGCGCCCUUUCCAUCUCCUGGCUAUGAUGACCUAGAGAACUCUCAUAUUAUUCCAAGACCCGAACAUUAUAGAAUUACUCCGUCGCCCGGUGGACUGGCUGACAGAUAUGACCAACUUAGUAACACUUGGAAUAUGGAUGAUUCUGGUGAGGCAUCUCAAAUCCCACAUGGUGGUGAUUGUAAAGUAGUUUAUGGCUAUAGUCCUUACAGUCAUAGUGCUUAUGACACAAAUGGUGGUGACCCCCGGACUUAUGAAGAUAACGACCAGAGAAGGCAGGAGGCAUCGCCAUCAGUUGAUGAUCAAAGGGGUAUGAGAUGGAGAGAUCCAAAUUUGACUGAAGUAAUUAGUUUUCUCGCCAAUCCGAACAAUGUUAUCAAAGCGAAUGCAGCUGCCUAUCUGCAGCACUUGUGCUACAUGGAUGAUCCGAACAAGCAGAAAACAAGAACUCUGGGAGGAAUUCCCCCUCUAGUGAAUCUACUAAAUCAUGAAAGUCCCGAUGUUUAUAGGAACGCUUGUGGAGCAUUAAGGAACUUAUCAUACGGCCGUCAAAAUGACGAAAACAAAAGAGCAAUAAAAAUGGCUGGUGGCAUUCCUUAUCUUAUGAAUCUACUAAGGAAAACGACUGAUGCUGAUGUGAAAGAGCUUGUGACAGGAGUGCUGUGGAAUUUGUCUUCAUGUGAAGACUUGAAGAAAUCAAUUAUUGACGAUGGUUUGUCGAUGGUCGUCAAUCAUAUAAUCAUUCCUCAUUCUGGUUGGGAUCCCACUUCAUCUGGUGAGACGUGUUGGUCCACUGUAUUCCGGAAUACAUCCGGUGUACUUCGAAACGUUAGCUCGGCUGGAGAAUACGCCAGAAAGAAAUUGAGAGAGUGUGAGGGGCUCGUAGACUCGCUGCUGUAUGUUGUCAAAUCAGCUAUCGAAAAAUCAAACAUUGGCAACAAGAGUGUAGAAAACUGUGUUUGCAUUCUACGUAAUUUAUCUUAUCGUUGUCAAGAAGUUGAGGAUCCAAACUACGACAAACAUCCCAUUCAAGCUCCAAGCAGGGUCGGGCCUCAGCCGAAAGGAGAGAAUCUUGGUUGCUUUGGUGCAAGUAAAAAGAAGAAGGAGGCUCAAGUUGUUCAACAGAAAGAAACAAUUGCCACCGCUAGUUCAGGUGGUCCGCGGACAGAACCUGUCAAAGGAAUGGAACUUCUCUGGCAGCCUGAGGUGGUGCAGUCCUACCUAUCGCUGCUGCAGAGCUGCUCAAACCCAGAAACGCUUGAAGCAGCAGCUGGAGCUUUGCAGAAUUUGGCAGCUUGCUACUGGCAACCCAGCAUAGAGAUCCGUGCAGCCGUUCGCAAGGAGAAAGGUCUGCCGAUUCUGGUCGAGUUACUCAGAAUGGAGGUGGAUCGUGUUGUGUGUGCGGUGGCCACAGCGCUCAGAAACCUCGCCAUUGAUCAACGCAACAAGGAACUCAUCGGUAAAUAUGCAAUGCGAGACCUUGUUCAAAAGCUGCCAUCUGGUAACGUACAGCAUGACCAAGGUACCUCUGAUGACACCAUAGCAGCUGUUUUGGCCACAUUGAAUGAAGUGAUCAAGAAGAAUGCCGAAUUUUCUAGGUCUCUGCUUGAAUCUGGUGGCGUGGAGCGUCUGAUGAACAUAACCAGACAACGGCAGAAGUAUACGCCAAGGGUGUUGAAAUUCGGAGGCCAAGUUCUGUUCACCAUGUGGCAGCACCAGGAACUGCGAGAGGUGUACAAAAAGCACGGCUGGAAGGAACAGGACUUUGUUACUAAAACGGUGGCAGCUAGGAAUGCAGGACCUCAC